Molecule: messenger RNA, 1016 nt
Organism: Bradysia coprophila
Lineage: Eukaryota; Metazoa; Arthropoda; Insecta; Diptera; Sciaridae
Molecular function (GO): N-acetyltransferase activity
Source: RefSeq, a predicted model, not a curated record
GUCAAAGUAUUUACAAAAACCAAAAUUUUAAUGUCUCGUGUGUGAAACCGAACCGAACCGAGUAAUAUAGCAGCUGUGCUGUGAUGUCUUAAGUCGUUACUGCGACGUCCAUACGUGUGUUAUUUGUUGUGUGUGAUUACAAUGACGAACGAUAAAAUUAAAUUCAGUUGGAUUCGUCCAACUUCUGUGGAAUAUCCAAAAAUUUGGCACACAUUUAAAGCUCGUGAUGUCGACAGUGACGAAUUGGUAGAAUACAGAAUCCAGGACUUGCCACAAUCUCGAGCAGAAGACGCUUUUCAACAUAUGUUUGAGGGUUACGUACAAGAUCAGCCGAUUAUCCAGCAAUUCACUGAGUUAGAAGACAAGUUGGAAUAUUACAAUGAUUUCAAAUUGGCAUGGCAAGCGAUCGUAGAUCAAAAGCUUCCACUGGUGUGCUUCAAAGCUGGUUCAGAUGAUAUCGUUGGAAUGCAUUUCAUUUUUGUCUGUAGCAGAAAAGAUAAAUUCGACGACGUCUUUCUGAACCUUAGUCGAAGUAGAAUAACUAAAAUGGUUUUUAGCAUCGCUAAUUUGUUGUAUGAACAUUUCAAUGUCUACGAUCACUACGGUGUUGAGGAGUAUUUAGCUUCGCAUGGACUUUCCGUAGAUAAACGGUAUCGUGGUCGAGCAAUUGGUGACGAAUUUCUGAAGACCAGAAAAUUGGUUUGUCAAGAGUUCGGUAUAAAAGUAACGCACAGUAUGUUUUCAUCGGAUUAUUCAAACAGAAAUGCGGAGAGAUGUGGCUUUGUAACUAACGCAGAAAUCCGGUACGAAGACAUAGUCAAGACGCAUCCGGAAUUCGAUGUAUCGAAAGUGAGAAGCACAGCUAUGGCCAUUAAGAGUCAAGUUUAUUGAAUUUAUUCUCGCCAAUCGUAGUUGAAUUGUAUAUAAGUCGUCAAAUUUUAUGAGUUUGAUGAACUAUUUUUUUGUUGUCAUUAUUAGGCAGUGGCAAGAAUCUCGUAUUAAAACCAUAAUUUGAA